UGAAAAUUGACCCCGCUUCCUCCCCCCUUCUUCUUUAAUUAAAGCCCACCAAUAUGCCUCCUUCCCCCUUCAAAAACUACUUUCCCAUUUCGUCUCUGCCUGUCUGAUAUUUUUGGCCCGCCGGAGUGAAGCUCUAAUUCCGAUCGUAUCUAUCACCGGAAGCUGUCUCAGUCUGUUCAUUGCAAGUAUCUGAUAGCUCUUGAGCCUGUAUAGCGAACGACAGAGUUUGUGCUUCAUUGAUUCAAGGAAGCUUCACUGUGUCCUUGUCAUUGUCUUCAAGGUCAGGCAGCAUCGCUAUCCAGACCUGGCGUGGAUUCAAAUCAUUCAAUAUUCUUACGUUUUCUGAUACUUUCAAUUCCUGCACUUUUGGGUGAUGAUUUAGGCUUGUUUUAGUUUUUCCGAUUACGUUUAUUGAUUAUUGAAUGGCUUCCGUUUUCUAUGUCCGUUUUUACAGGGAGGAACUUGUGACUUGUGAGUGAAUGGUUAGGUUGUUUACUCUCCGGUUUUCUUCCGACUGAAGAGGAGCUUAGAAAUCCGAAUCUGCAUUUCAUCGGGAGCUUUUAAGGCUGGAGAAAUGCAAAAGAUGGACUCUCACCCUGCUGACCAGCGCAUUGUUACUGCAAGCAAGAAUAGAUUGGGACGCACUUUAGCUAAUGUUAUGAGGAUUCGAGCUAUGCCUGGUGAUUCCAAUGGAAAUCAACGGUCCAAGAAGCCCCACCAUGAAAAAGUAAAGAGCGAUAUGGCGAUAAAGAAAGACUUUCUGAAGAAGCUGCAGUUUAACACCUUUGACGAAGAAGGGGAUGGAAAUUUGAGGGAAAAAAUAUCAAUAGAAGCUUUUGUUGCCAAACUAUUCGCGAGUAUAUCGGCUAUAAAAGCAGCAUACGCACAGUUGCAAUAUGCUCAGUCUCCUUAUAACCCAGAUGGUAUUCAAGCAGCAGAUCAAAUGGUGGUCUCUGAGUUGAAAACUUUGUCCGAACUGAAACAAUGCUACUUGAAGAAGCAGAUUGAGGAUCCAUCACCUGAGAGUUGUUUGGCUUUGGCUGAAAUCAAGGAGCAGAAUUGCACCCUCAGAAUCUAUGAGAUUAAUGGGAAAAAGCUCGAUUCUCAGGUAAGGCUCAAGGAUUCCGAAAUCACAUUCUUGCGGGAAAAAUUGGAUGAAGCCAAACAAGAGAAUAAAUUGAUGGAGAAGAAAUUGAAUUCGAGUGGGCAGUUAUCCUUUCCCUCCGAAAAUCUCCACUUCUCACAAUUGAAUCUCAGCCAUUUCAUCAGUGUUCUGAGGCAGACAACAAAAUCAAUUCGGAGCUUUGUCAGGCUGCUUGUUGGGGAGAUGGAAUUGGCAGGGUGGGAUUUAGAUGUUGCAGCCAGUGCAAUUGUGCCUGGUCUAACUUUCUGGCAAGCAAAUCACAAAUGUUAUGCAUUCGAGUCCUUUGUAUGCAGAGAGAUUUUUGAUGGUUUCAAUUAUCCCAACUUCUCCAUUAAGCCCGAGGGGGAAAAAGGACCGAAACACUUCUUCGAUAAAUUUGAGGAGUUAAGACCGGUAAAGGCAGCCGAUUACCUGAGGUGGAAGCCAGACUCUGCAUUCGCAAGAUUUUGCUGUAAGAAGUACUUGCGGCUUAUAAAUAAGAGAAUGGAACAGUCUCUGUUUGGCAAUUCAGAUCAGAGGAAAAUGGUGAAAAAUGGCGAGUUCCCGGAGACUUCAUUCUUUUCGACUUUUAUCGAAAUGGCGAAGCGCGUCUGGCUUUUGCAUUGCCUUGCAUUUUCGUUUGAUCCAGAGGCUACGAUCUUUCAGGUGAGCAGAGGAAGCCGGUUUUCUGAAGUGUAUAUGGAAAGCCUGAGCGACGAGGCAUUCUGGUCAGCGGACCGGAGACAGGAAACAGAACCGGUGGUGGCUUUCACGGUGGUUCCUGGGUUCAUGGUGGGUAAGACUGUGGUUCAAUCUCAAGUGUACAUGCGUUGACCUGCGAACCAGAUUUAGUCGUCUCAAGUGGGACCCCACUGAUCUGUCAAGCACUCACAUGAUAUGUUCAUGUUAAAAAAUGAGAACCUGGUCAUUGCCUGUUCUGUGUGUCGACAGAGACUGUAUUCUAUGGGAACAAAACAAUGCGUCUUGGUAUUACUAUUAUAUCAGUAUUAGUUUUGAUAUUUUCUUGAGCCAUUCCUCCCCACAUGUUUUUUUUGUAAUGUUAGGUAAGUGGUGUCGGGAAUCUCUGCUGUAUAUUGUAUGAUAUGAUGAUUAAGACGAUGACUUUUAUUAAAAAAAAUGAACGUUUCGGAUGCAAUUUUGUAUCGUAAGGUCAAGAGCAUCCCAAAUUCGCACAGCGAAAGAGACCUUUCCCAUGGUACAAUUGUACACAACUCAAUAAUUCAUGUAGCAGUUUAAAUC
Cuscuta epithymum is the source of this 2383-nucleotide messenger RNA. The record is from the annotation of a GenBank genome assembly. NCBI's taxonomy places the organism in Eukaryota, Viridiplantae, Streptophyta, Magnoliopsida, Solanales, Convolvulaceae.